ACAGCAAUAUAGUAUGUAGGUAAAUAGUAAUCUCAAAUCUGCAGUCUGUGCUCUAGUCUUUGUUCUUGUGUUGUGCCGUGGGGUCGUGUUGGAUUGCAGUCCCCCCCGUAAUACGUCUUGUGCUGACCGAAGAAAAUACAAUUAUUUUUUUUUCUUGAACCACAGAGAUCAUAUUAAGUAAUUGUUGUCUUUAAAAAGCUAAUAAUGCCGUUUAUAUCAAAGGAUUGGCGAUCUCCGGGAGAAGUAUGGGUUAAAACCGAAGAGGGCUGGGAAAAAAAGAAAAUCCUGGAGUGCUGUAAUUUUCUUCUCGGUCAACAGGAAAAUAUUUUGACCAGAUACUCGGAUUCAGAAGACUCUGAAGAUUGUGACGAUAAAAAGCCAAAUGACAAUUGGGACGAAGAAAAUGAAGAUACUGGCAAUAAAAUUAAACACAUCAGAAUGAAAUAUCCCAGCGAAAGUCAAUAUGAUGGUGUCAUUCAACCACAUUGUCAUAUCACAAUUAAGUGUACCAAAGAGAUUGCUGGUUUUAAUGGUUUAAGCGAAGCGCUUAAACGUUUAGACUUCCGCUCUGCAGUGCACGAUAUUCGUCGUUUUCACUAUAUUAUAAAACUGCUUGAUUUACUCGUUUCGCACAGACUGAAUGCGUUAUCUGGUUGUGCUCAAAGAGUGCUUUUCAAUAUAAUCGAAGAAGUGGCACGACAAGUUUCGGAGAGUCAACAGAACAAACACAUGUUGGAUCGUCUACUGAGUCAACUUCGGGAAGUUGUGGAGUGUGCUUGUUGGGGCAGACCUUUAGGCUCGACUAUCUUAUGGGAACAGCAUAUGAAUAGAAUAAACCGUAUACACGAAAUAGCUGAUCGUAUUGAGAUCAAUCAGCCUGGCGACAAUGAUGAACCUAAGUUUCAGCAGUUACCAGAGGAGUGUGUGCGCGAGGUGUUGCUACGGUUGGCAGAUCAUAGAGAUUUAGAACGAUCGGCACACGCUUGGGACGUGAUGGCUCAUUUAGUAGACGAGUUACGCAUAUGGCGCGAGUUGUGUCAAUUUCACUUUAGCCCGCGCCAAAUACAAUCUGUGAUCGACAGUUCACCUACUACCAGCCAAGAUUGGCAAUCUGUAUACCAUAAGUUAAGAAAGUGUUAUGGAUUACGUGAAGAAUACGCAGAAAUGAUCCAAUUGUGUCGAAAUUGCCGUUGUUUGUUUUGGCACAGUAUUGGACAUCCUUGUUUCGCUGAUUCAGAUCCAAACUUUAUGGAAAAACUCGAGGACGUAGAUAAAAACUCGUUGUAUGUACCGAUACCGCCACAAGCUUUUCUUAAGUUUUUCUCACUUUAAAUAUAGUUUCUUGUAUUUGACCAAACAAACUUUUCUUUGCAACCGAUUGUGUAAUUAGCAAGUUCGCAAUAAUAUUAAAAUUAUAAAAUCAAAACAAAAAUCUUAAAAGAUGUGGAAGGCCAGCUUAUAAUGUAAGCCUGUAUACGUUUUACUCUUUAUCUAGCAUAAAAUAUAUAAUUUAAAAAAAGUCAUGUCCAUAAAUCUCAUUUUCUUAUUUAAUAAUGAUUUUCGACAAUCUACAUUGCUCAUUUAAGGAAAACAUUUCUUAUUCUUUAUUGUAAUUAGCAGUUAAACUUUGAGCAAAAAUAAUAAAAUUUAACUUUUUUGAGUUUCCUAAUAAUUUUUUAUUUCUAGUCACCUCUAAUGUGAGUUUAUUUUUAAUUUUAUUAGUUGUACUAUUUUAAAUUGACCGGGUAUUGCAAUUUAUUAUUUUAAUUUUUUAUGUAUGCUGAAUAGUUUGUAUAUUAUAUCUGUUUUUAAUGAUGAGAUG
Molecule: messenger RNA, 1822 nt
Organism: Adelges cooleyi (spruce gall adelgid)
Lineage: Eukaryota; Metazoa; Arthropoda; Insecta; Hemiptera; Adelgidae
Product: F-box only protein 32
Exons: 8
Coding region: 205-1332 (375 amino acids)
Biological process (GO): protein ubiquitination
Cellular component (GO): nucleus; SCF ubiquitin ligase complex; cytoplasm
Molecular function (GO): protein binding
Source: RefSeq, a predicted model, not a curated record